Truncatella angustata is the source of this 648-nucleotide messenger RNA. RefSeq lists its product as uncharacterized. Bases 432 to 632 code for a protein of 66 amino acids. Lineage: Eukaryota; Fungi; Ascomycota; Sordariomycetes; Amphisphaeriales; Sporocadaceae. The record is from RefSeq and is a predicted model, not a curated record. The transcript has 2 exons.
GUCUUGUCGAUGAAACUUAUGAGUCAGUAGCCGUACCGUGCAAGAAGAAAAAGACAGAAUGAUUGAAAUUUUCACAGCUCCUCAACCUAGCAAAGAGACUUGAAGGGCUGGACGGUCACCAGGCGAUUGUACUACCACCUUUGUGUCGACAUCACCAUGCCCCCAGUCGGCCUUGUUCGUACUCAAGUAGUUGAGGGCUUUAAGUCAUGUCCUAGAAUGGAGACUGGAGAAGACGUAUGACUUCAAAGCUAUUACGGUCGUCGCUCUUAGGUAGUCGCCGACACUUUUCCCGAUUGCGCGGGAAAGACCAAUUCGCGGCCCUAACCAGGUCCCGCCGUGAGAUCAAGCCAAUCUUUGGACCCCAAAACAAGACACUCUUCUCAAAAUUCUAAGCAUUGUACAAUACGGUAUCCACCUCGGCGUCUAAAUCUAUGUGGCUCCCUAGCAUCUGGAUUCCAAAGGGCUCCCCGACGACGGCCAAUUGUUCUGGUAUGGUGGAUAGCACCGUAGCGAGGGGCUCCCGCACCGGCGAGGAAGUGGCGUCAAUGCCCGCGGAACUCGUCCAGUCCAAGGUAAAGUAUAUGUGUGAGCUGGAGGGUCCGAUCGGCCUGGUCCGACGACGAAGAGGUUGAGUGGUUCCAGAUCUAG